Messenger RNA from Gallus gallus (chicken), 2261 nucleotides. It is a transcript of the gene AK3, whose product is annotated as adenylate kinase 3. The record is from RefSeq and is a predicted model, not a curated record. Gene Ontology annotation, biological process: nucleobase-containing compound metabolic process. Gene Ontology annotation, cellular component: mitochondrion; cytoplasm. Gene Ontology annotation, molecular function: ATP binding; AMP kinase activity. Lineage: Eukaryota; Metazoa; Chordata; Aves; Galliformes; Phasianidae. The transcript is spliced from 6 exons. The coding region runs from base 53 to 757 and encodes 234 amino acids.
GGGACUUGCGCGGCUGCGGCGGCGACGAGCGGGGCCCGGCGGCCGCUGCGGGAUGGCGCCGCCGCCGCUGCUGCGCGCCGUCAUCAUGGGCCCGCCGGGCUCCGGCAAGGGCACGAUCUCGGCGCGGAUCAUCAAGCACUUCGGCAUGAAGCACCUCUCUAGCGGAGAUUUGCUGAGGGUCAACAUGCAGAAGAAGACAGAAGUUGGAAUCCUUGCCAAGUCCUACAUUGAUCAAGGAAGGCUUAUUCCAGAUGACAUCAUGACACGGCUGAUGCUAAAUGAGCUAAAAGGUCUAGAUCAGUACAACUGGCUGCUGGAUGGUUUCCCUAGAACAGUUGCUCAGGCAGAAGCCCUGGAUAAAGAAUGUCAAAUAGACACUGUGAUUGACCUAGACGUACCAUUUGAAACCAUAAAAUGUCGUCUCACUGCACGGUGGGUACACCCUACUAGUGGCAGAGUCUACAACCUUGAAUUCAGUCCUCCCAAAGUGCAGGGCAUUGAUGACGUUACUGGAGAGCCACUUGUUCAACGAGAUGAUGAUAAGCCAGAGACGGUUACCAAGAGACUGCAGGCUUAUGAUGCACAAACAAAACCUGUUCUAGAAUAUUAUCGGAAAAAAGGGCUGUUGAAAUCCUUCUCUGGAACAGAAACUAAUAAAAUCUGGCCACAUAUCUACACUUUCCUCCAAACCAAGUUGCCAGAUGUGAGCCAGAAAGAUGCUGCCACUCCCAGGAUAUGGCCAUCACUAGUAGUCUAACAGGAGAUGUAAGCAGCCUUAAGUUUUCUUCCGUGACAACAGGAGGUCUUCCUUAGGCUUCACUUAGCUGAAGGAUCCUAUGAAUUGCAUUGAUCAUUUUAACCUAAAAGCCUCUUGCACUGCUUGUGAUAAGGUGUGAAUACAAUUCUAUCACUGCAUCAGCUUUAUAAUGCAGCAUUUCUUUUUCAACAAAAUGGAAAGGUGCUGAACAUUUGCUUUUGACCUUCUCCUGGUGCUGAGUUCAUAGAAUUACCAAGAUUGGAAAAGACCUUCAAGAUCAUCUAGUCCAGCUGUCCACCUACGACCAACACUUGUCCACUCCUCCUAAUAUCCAACCUGAAGCUCCCCUAGAGCACCUUGAGGCCAUUCCCUCUAGUCAUAUCAUUAGUUAUGCAGAAGAAGAGGCUGACCUCGACCUUGCCACAACCUCCUUUCAGGUAGAUGCAGAGAGCUAUAAGGUCUCCGCUGAUCCUCCUCCAGACAAGUUCAGGUGAAAAGAAAACAUAUAUAUGCCUUGCAUAUUGAUAAUAAUGGAAGUUAUAUCCUGACCACUCUGUUCUAGGAACAAUCCUCUUUAAUUCCAGAAAGGUACAGCUUCUCAACAUAGGACCUAAUUCCAAUUUAGUUAAAUUAAUUUCUGGAAGUAAUAAACUUACCUGUGACAAAGAUGUCAGCUGUUCUACAAGACUAGGAUUGACAGUGGGAUUAUAUAGUAAGAUAGCCUGAAAGCUAUCUGAUUGUGACCAGAUUCUCACUCUUGUCUUGAAUGCCUCAAGUUCACUUUUAAAUGCCUCAAAAUAGCCUUCUCCUGUCUGCAGAGAGAAAAAAAAAAUUAAGUAUUCUCACUUCAAACAGAUUAUCUUACGAAUUGUAAACCUUGUGUAUACUGAAAAAGUAAUGAACAAUGCCAGUCAAAAAAAAAAAAAAAAAAAAGAAUCUUACCUAAAUUUUCAUUAAGAUAAACUGUAGUACUUAAACAUAGAAGCAAAGUAAUUUAUUUAUCUAAAGACAUUCAAAAGGAGAUCUCAUUUUAGCCCUUCCUUUAUUAACUUUAGAAAAGCAGGUGCUUGUUCUAACAUUCUGGCCAAGAGAAAUGCAGAAGUUGACUCACUCAGUCAGCAGAACUUCUUAAAGGGGUUAACUGAGCUAUUAAUGUGGUAUUAAGAUCCAUCAGUCAAGAAUAACUGAAUACAGUCUACAGCAAACCACAGUUUGAAUCUUUCUACAUUUCUCCUCUGUUUUCAAGAUAGGAGUUACAACAAAGUAUCUAUUAAGAACUGCUAAUAAAACACGUCUCCAUAAUACUAAGUCAGUAAAAUACUUAGCAUCUUUCAGAUAGGAAGAAACCUACUCUAGAACACUGGUACCUUGUUAAACGUUAAGAGUUUUUACCAUCAUUAUACAGAGUGACUUACUUUGGCUUUUUGGAAAAAGAGACGAAAACAGCCUCUUGGAUCCACAUUGCAGUUUUUGGCAAUUUCUAUAAUAAACUGCAUUACUACUG